CCUCCUUGGCAUGGAUGCUGCGGCUCGGCUGUGGGCUGAGGCAGCUGGGGACAGGACCUGGUACUCGGGCUGCUGCCCGGCUCCCUCUGGGCACCGAGAUGCCUAAGAAAGCUGGUGCAAUGAACAAGGGUAAAAGCCAGAGCCAGGAAGCAGAGAGACCAGUUCCUCCCUCAGGUCCUGUGGCAGUUGAUCCCAAAGGUUGUGUCAUCAUAGCCAUCCAUGCCAAACCUGGUUCCAAACAAAAUGCUGUGACAGAUUUGACAGCCGAGGCUGUAAGUGUAGCUAUUGCAGCACCUCCGACAGAAGGAGAGGCUAACGCUGAGCUUUGUUGGUAUCUUUCCAAAGUCUUAGAACUCAGGAAGAGUGAUGUGGUUUUGGAUAAGGGUGGUAAAUCUCGUGAAAAAGUGGUGAAGCUUUUGGCCUCCACAACUCCAGAAGAGAUCUUGGAGAAACUGAAAAAGCAAGUUGAAAAAAAAUAAAAGCUAGAAAUCAAAAGUACACCCUUGAGAAACUUUUUUUUAUUGCUAAUGGUGAAAAGACUGUUAAAAAGGAAAAUAUAUUUAAAGACACAGAAUGUGGAUAUACACAUAUUUAAUAAAAACAGGACACAAAAAAGAAGUAUGAAGAUUUAAAGUACUGUAUGUUGAAUUUAGGUUCUAAAAUCCCUGAUCCCAAACAGCUUGGGACAUGUUACUCUGAUUUCAUGGCCUUACAAAAUAACAGAGUUGGAAAGGAUAUUUAAGAUGACCUGAUUCAGCCCCUUUCAUUUUGUCAUGGGGCUUCUGACGUCCAGAAUUUGAGUGUAUUCAGGAUCACAUGGUGCGAGAUGGCAACUAGAACCUAGAUCCCUUGGCUCCCAGUUGAAUGCAGUUUAUCCCAAUUGUAAAUUAAAAUAUUUCCACAGCACUACUGGAAUUCUGGGGAUGGCCUUCUAAUCCAGUUUACAAGUGACAGAGGAAGACCUGUCACUGUUUCAUAGUGUCAUUUUGUAUUUUAAAAUGCUUAUGUAUUUUACUAUGUAAAAUGCAAAUUUUUUGUGUUUUUUUAAAAUUCUGUUGACCAUUUUGUUAAAAAGUAAAUAAGAAUAAUCAAGACUUCUAAUUUACGGAAUUCCCUGGCAGUCCAGUGGUUAGGACUCGGAGCGUUCACUGCCAGGGCCCCGGUUCAAUCCCUGGUUGGGGAACUAAGAUUCUGCAAGCCAUGCACGACGCAGCCAAAAAAAAAAAA
Messenger RNA from Physeter macrocephalus (sperm whale), 1227 nucleotides. RefSeq names its product chromosome 11 C15orf40 homolog (gene C11H15orf40). Lineage: Eukaryota; Metazoa; Chordata; Mammalia; Artiodactyla; Physeteridae. The coding region runs from base 15 to 479 and encodes 154 amino acids. The transcript is spliced from 3 exons. The record is from RefSeq and is a predicted model, not a curated record. Gene Ontology annotation, cellular component: cytoplasm.